Messenger RNA from Paramecium tetraurelia, 222 nucleotides. RefSeq lists its product as uncharacterized. Gene Ontology annotation, cellular component: Set1C/COMPASS complex. The record is from RefSeq and is a predicted model, not a curated record. Lineage: Eukaryota; Ciliophora; Oligohymenophorea; Peniculida; Parameciidae. The transcript is spliced from 2 exons.
AUGUCAAGUGAAGAGGAAGUACUAUUAUCUAGUUUAUUCUUUUAGAAAAUGAAAUAAUUGUAAGCCCUUCCAAUUAGAAAUUACUUGGAUCAAACUGUAGUGCCACUUCUACUACAGGCCAUGACUGAAGUAGCAAAAGUGAGACCUCCUAAUCCCAUUGAAUUUAUAGCUAACUAUUUGCUCUAGAAUAACCCAGAAAAAGCUCAAGCAAGGUAAUAAUGA